This is a messenger RNA of Pyricularia oryzae 70-15, 351 nucleotides long. RefSeq lists its product as uncharacterized. Lineage: Eukaryota; Fungi; Ascomycota; Sordariomycetes; Magnaporthales; Pyriculariaceae. Bases 1 to 351 code for a protein of 116 amino acids. The transcript has a single exon. The record is from RefSeq and is a predicted model, not a curated record.
AUGAACCGCGAUUCCAUCCUGCGCCACGUUACCGGCGUAGUGCGCUAUCAUGACCCAACCUUGGGCCGCGCAGCCGCCGUCCUACCCUCACCACUCAUGCAGAAACCCGCAACAGCCAGAUGGGAUUUGGAAGUCAGUGCCACCGACGUCACCCAGCUCAAACUGGGUUUCGCCGGAAGCAAUCAAGACCACAAGUGGACCAUCGCCGCCAACGAUCCCGACGACAACGGCCUUGUUCCGAUUCACAUUAUCCAGAGAGGCUGGAACGCCGAUCGUUAUAUUCUCCAUCUGAAACCGGCAAGUGACGACAACGGCGCCAAGGUCCAGUCCGUCACUUGGGACUCGGCAUAG